AUGGUGACGGAAUUCCUGCAGCACGAUUUUUCAGAGCUCCGGGAGGUGCAGCUGUUCCAUGCUGCACUGUUUCUCCUGGUCUACCUGGCGGCCCCGACGGGGAAUCUCAUCAUCGCCUCCAUCACCGCCCUCGACUGGAACCUGGCCAUCCAUGACCUCUACCUCAUCACUGUCACUGUCCCCAACUCCGUCCUCAACUUCUUGACCAACCGCAACUCCAUCUUCUCGGGUUGUGCUGCUCAGGUCUUCCUGGUGGUCCUGUUCGGCGGUUCAGAGUUUUUCAUCCUCUCCGCAAUGUCCUGCUACCGCUAUGUGGCCAUCUGCCACCCCUUGUACUAUGGUGUCAUAAUGGACCAAGGGGCCUCUAUAAAGAUGGCUGCCACUUCAUGGCUUAGCGGGGGGCUGUGUGGAAUCUUGUUUUCAUCUCCAACCUCCUCUCCGUCCUUCUGUGGGCCCAACGUCUUCCAGGAGUUAUUCUGUGAUGUCCCCUCCCUGUUGAAGAUCUCCUGCUCCGAGGACCGUGCCGCCAUUGAUGUAUGUGUGACUAGCAGGGUGGUGUUCACUUUCAUCUGCUUUGUCUCCAUCGUCAUCUUGGACUUCUUUAUCUACGGGGAUGGAGCCCGUCUGGACAGCAGGUCAGCAUCCAUAGGAGAGCGGAGAGUGGCUGAAGGCUCCUAG
Tachyglossus aculeatus (Australian echidna) is the source of this 678-nucleotide messenger RNA. RefSeq names its product olfactory receptor 14A16-like. Gene Ontology annotation, molecular function: olfactory receptor activity; G protein-coupled receptor activity. Bases 1 to 678 code for a protein of 225 amino acids. The transcript has 3 exons. Gene Ontology annotation, cellular component: membrane. NCBI's taxonomy places the organism in Eukaryota, Metazoa, Chordata, Mammalia, Monotremata, Tachyglossidae. The record is from RefSeq and is a predicted model, not a curated record. Gene Ontology annotation, biological process: G protein-coupled receptor signaling pathway.